GCAUUUUAAAUUCAUUAAAGAAUUCAUAAAUUUAAAUAUAAUUUGUUACUUUUGUUGUCUACAAUCGAUUAUUGACAGAUGAUUCGUUGCAAGUGAUGUUUUGCGAUUAUUUCAUAUGAAAAAAGUAUAAGUUAGGUGAACGUUGUGCGGAAGGAUAUUCAAGAUUUACAUAACGAGUACUGCUGCUAGGAGUAAACAGAAAUGGAGAACCGGAAAAUCCGGCCGACAUCGAGAUUCGAGGAAGAGAUGGUCCGGAAACGGGAACGAGAAUCGCGUCGUGCCGAAACUUGGAAUGGAGCGGUCAAAUAUUACGAGAAAUUCGAGAAAAACAACGCCAAAUUCGAAGAGUGGACGAGUCCAAGGUAUUACGAAACCAACAACGACCUAAUGGCCACCAUUAAGACUAAACGCGAUAAGUUGGAUAAUCUGGAGGAGCGCAGAAAGAAACUUAGGCAGCUCUUGCAGGACGACGACAGAACUUAUGCAAUUGAGGCGACAAUGAAAAUGACGGAUAGAUUCAAAGAAAACAAAGAUAUCGAAACGUUGAAGAUGAUCAACGAUGAAAUCAAGGAGAAGGAAGAAAGGAAGCAACGGCACGAAGCAGAAAAAGGUUUGUACAAUCAUUGGCGAAACAACAAUGUUGUUCUCCGCGAGUGCCAGAGGCAAAAAAACACGAGAGAGCUCAAAUUGUCUUGGCUCGAUCAGCAAAUCGAAAAGAGGAUGGCCAAAGAGCGUGAAACGCAGAUGACGCGAAAGCAGCUCGAGGAACGCGACGCUUGCAUCAAGAGAAUGAAGGUGCAAGAAUCCGAAUUUCAAGCUAUGACGCAGCAGAAGAGCAAGCAGUUGCAAGACGAUUUGGUAACGCAAAUGAACGAAAUUAUGUUAAAAGAUAAUGAAGCCGAAGAAUUGAAGCAAUUGGAGAGGAAGCAGAUGGAGCAGCAGAUUAAAUUGAACGAAAUUCAAAAGCAAUCAGAAUUGGAGCAGAAACGACGCAAAGAUCAAGAAGUGGCGUUGUUCAAUCUGAAGCAGCAUUCACGAAAAUUGGAGCUUAAAUCAAAGGAAAUGGAGAGGCAACUGAUCGAAGAUGAAGAAACGAUACGGCGAAUCAAAGAUGAAGAGUUUCUCGAGAGGAUUGAAGACGCUCAGAAGAAACAGGUUCUAAAGGAAUCGCUUAAUUCGAUUUUGCAACUUUUGCGGGAACUACGUAAUCUCGAGCUGAGUCGAAGACCGCACAUGGGAUUCGUUUUCGAAUCAGAAGCGCGCGACUUGUACAAUCAAUUCGAGCAAAGUUGGACGCAGGAGAAGAACAUGCGCGAGGGUUUGAUGAAGGACGUCUUCUUAGAAGUAAAGUCGCAGAUCGAAGAGAACGCUCGAAACAAUUUGAAAAAACAAAAAGAUUUGUUGCAGGAAAGACAAGCUAUGCUAGACGAUAUUGAAAAACGCAAUUCUGAGCUGCAAUUGUUGGAAGAUGAGAAGGAGAGGAAGAGAGAGGAGAUUAAGAGCGAUUUAGAUGCGCAGAUUAGGUAUAAGCAAAAGUUCAGGAGCAAGUUGAACAAUUUGGAAAAGUUACGAAAUAAUGAAGAGCUGGAGAAGAUUCAGUUGGAGGAGGAAAGGUUGAAGAAGGAAAUUUCUAAAAUUAGCAUGGGCAACACGGGGAAAUUUUACGGGAGACAAAGGUUCAAAGAAUUCACAUAAUUGUUCUUUCACUUCUUU
Molecule: messenger RNA, 1713 nt
Organism: Nicrophorus vespilloides
Lineage: Eukaryota; Metazoa; Arthropoda; Insecta; Coleoptera; Silphidae
Product: trichoplein keratin filament-binding protein-like
Exons: 2
Coding region: 202-1695 (497 amino acids)
Biological process (GO): apoptotic process
Cellular component (GO): keratin filament
Source: RefSeq, a predicted model, not a curated record